Molecule: messenger RNA, 1450 nt
Organism: Phyllopteryx taeniolatus (common seadragon)
Lineage: Eukaryota; Metazoa; Chordata; Actinopteri; Syngnathiformes; Syngnathidae
Gene: ergic2
Product: ERGIC and golgi 2
Exons: 14
Coding region: 162-1307 (381 amino acids)
Biological process (GO): endoplasmic reticulum to Golgi vesicle-mediated transport; retrograde vesicle-mediated transport, Golgi to endoplasmic reticulum
Cellular component (GO): COPII-coated ER to Golgi transport vesicle; membrane; endoplasmic reticulum
Source: RefSeq, a predicted model, not a curated record
GUAAAAUUUUUUUGGGGUGGCAUCUUGGUGCCAAGCUUCUGCGUUGAACUAAGCCGCAGUGCUUCUCAAUUGUUUUCUGUUACGACCCCCCCCCCCAGGAAGAAGAAAAAAAUGUGCGACGCCCCCCCCCACCCGCAGCCCUUUGCCGAAGUUACGCCAAGAUGAGGAGACUAAACAAAAAGAAAGCCUUAACGCUGGUCAGGGAGCUGGACGCCUUCCCAAAAGUCCCCGAGAGCUACGUGGAGUCGUCAGCCAGCGGGGGCACAGUGUCUCUGAUUGCGUUCAGCGCCAUGGCAGUGCUCGCCUUCUUGGAAUUUUUUGUCUACAGGGACACCUGGAUGAAAUACGAGUACGAGGUAGAUAAAGACUUCAGCAGCAAACUGAGGAUAAACAUCGACAUCACUGUAGCCAUGAGAUGCCAGCACAUAGGUGCAGAUGUUCUGGAUCUGGCAGAGACCAUGGUUGCUUCUGAUGGCCUUAAAUAUGAGCCGGUCAACUUCGAGCUGUCGCCACAGCAAAAAAUAUGGCACAUGACUCUUCUUCACAUCCAGGAGCGUCUGCGAGUGGAGCACUCUCUGCAGGACUUGAUCUUCAAGACUGCCAUGAAAGGAUCUCCACCUGCGCAGUCCAGAAGUAUGGACAGCAGCACGUCUCUGACCGCCUGCCGCAUUCACGGACAUUUGUACGUCAACAAGGUGGCCGGAAACUUCCACAUCACAGUUGGAAAGUCCAUCCCUCAUCCCCGAGGCCACGCCCACCUAGCGGCUCUCGUCAGCCAUGACAGUUUUAACUUUUCCCACCGCGUCGACCACUUAUCAUUCGGAGAAGACAUCCCGGGCGUCAUCAGCACCUUGGACGGCACAGAAAAAGUCACCACCGACUCCAACCACAUGUUUCAGUACUUCAUCACCAUCGUCCCCACCAAACUAAACACGUACAAGGUGGCAGCCGACACGCAUCAGUACUCAGUCACUGAGAGGGAACGCGCCAUCAACCACGCAGCGGGCAGCCACGGCAUCUCGGGGAUCUUCAUGAAGUACGACAUCAGCUCCCUGAUGGUGAAAGUGAGCGAGCAGCACAUGCCGCUCUGGAAGUUUCUGGUGCGUCUGUGUGGCAUCGUCGGAGGCAUCUUCUCCACCACAGGGAUGGUGCACAGCGUGAUGGGCUUCUUUGUGGACGUGGUCUGCUGUCGCUUCCAAAUGGGAAUCUACAAACCUCUCAAGGAGGAAAAUCCUGUGAAACUGCAGCAGGCAAAGGAGGAAGUGGCGCCCCCUGCUGACACUCAUUUGACUCAGAUGGUCAGCUGACAUCUCAUCGCUCAUGCCAACACAGCCGUUUGAACAUUUAUAGUUUUCAUCGAUAACUCAGCCCGCUAGUGGAACAGCAAAUAAAUGCUCACAUGGCUGGAAAGACUUCCGUAAAAGUGUCCCUUUAAAAAAAAAAAAGCAAA